This is a messenger RNA of Schistocerca americana (American grasshopper), 750 nucleotides long. Its product is annotated as esterase FE4-like. The transcript is spliced from 5 exons. The coding region runs from base 1 to 750 and encodes 249 amino acids. NCBI's taxonomy places the organism in Eukaryota, Metazoa, Arthropoda, Insecta, Orthoptera, Acrididae. The record is from RefSeq and is a predicted model, not a curated record.
AUGCCAGGGCCUGUAGAGGCGCUGGGGCCUGUGCAGGCACAGGGCCUGUGCAUGUACCAGGGCCUCUGGAGGUGCCAGGGCUUUUGGAGGUGUUGGGCCAAGGAGGCUGUCCAUGAUACUCAGCUGCUGGAGGAGGCCAGAGAACAUGUAACAGUGGAGACACAAGAAGGCCCAUUGAGGGGUGAGCUGUUAGAAACAUACACUGGAAAUCCUAUGUUCAGGUUUCUAGGUAUUCCACAUGCAGAACCACCUGUUGGAGAUCUCCGAUUUCAGCCGCCCAUGAAGAAAGCUGCGUGGUCUGAGGUCCGGGAUGCCCUCAGUAUGGCGUCUCAUUGUCCGCAGCGCAAAAGUGGUUUACCAUCUGGUGACGAAGACUGCCUCUAUCUGAACGUAUAUGGCCCUGGAACACCAUCGCAGAGUGCUACAAAGAAGGCUGUUAUGGUGUGGAUUCAUGGUGGAUGUUUCACAGAAGGUAGUGGCGAGUCCGCGAAACCGAACUACUUUGUGGACAACGAUGUAAUAGUGGUCAGCAUAAACUAUCGUCUGGGACUGCUUGGUUUCUUAAGCACCGGUGAUGGAGUGGUUCCUGGGAACAUGGGCCUUAAGGACCAGACAGAGGCCCUUCGCUGGGUGCAGAGGAACAUAGCGGCGUUUGGUGGUGACCCAGACAAAGUCACUAUCUUCGGCCAGAGUGCUGGAGGAGCGUCUGUUCAUUACCACGUCCUGUCCUCUUCGAGCAAAGGUAUUUAA